GGUCGACGCUAGUGUGCGUACCAUCGGAGGUACAAUUUUCUGCUCUCUGUCCAUUUCACUCCAUUCUGUUCCUACGUGUUCAAUUUACAGAGAAAUUUGUCACUCGCGCGAUUCACAUUCACGUCUCACGCCUGCCCGACUCGUACCCGUGUGGUGUCGUCGUCAUCGUCGUGGAAUAGUCCUGUGCGUGUUUCGGAAAAUCGGUAUCCCGUUUUUCUCCAUCCGGUCUCGUUCCCUGGGGGCGGUCACGGUUAUAUCCAGCGUUUUUAGUUUCCGUUUUCCGUUUGUUCCGUUCCGUUUUGUGUCACACACGGAGUGCGUGCCCGCGGGUCCGGUUCGUGCGUGAGUGUGUGUGCGUGCGUGUGUGUGUUCUCCUCGCAUCCGUUCUUCUUGUACUGUGUGUGACGUUGGCGUUGGGUUCGUGUCCCAUCCUACCUUUUUUGGGCCAGGCAGGCAGGCAGGAAGUCAGCCAGGCGUUUCUGGAUACCGGGGCGGCGAGCAUACGUGGUGGACAAACGCCAAAGGAUCAUCAUCCGCAGCAGUAGCAGCAGCAGAAGCAGUCACCCUGCCGGUUGUAACGCAUCAAAGCUGUUUUCCACUGGUGGCCACCAGAUACAGCAGCUUGAUUGGGCGCUGCUGGUGCUAGAAAAGGUAGCUAGAAAGAGCUUCACUUGGCUGACUACGUUUGGGAGAGGACACACUCACGCUGAGAUCGAGCUCAGUUGCACACGUCGUCGGUUAACGCAGGAUACGACGGCAUCGUCCAAAGGCACACCAGAGCUUUUACCAUCACCAUCUGCGUCCGGCAGCAAAUCAUGCAAAAAUGGAUCUGACUACAUUGUCGUUCAUCGUAAUUGUGCUAUUCUUUUCCCUGCUGUCGAUGCUGUUUAUCAGCCGCUUCCUUCCCAAGGGCAAAUCCUUCGAAGAGAUGCUGAAGGAGAAGCGUGAAAUGCGCGAAAAGAUCCUUGGUCUAACGUCCCCGACACCGCCGACCAAGUCCAGCAAAGAGUCGGCAAACAAGCGGACGAAGAAGUCGCAUUCCGGUGGCAACGCGAACCAGAACCAGAAGAAUCGCGGUGCAAAGCAGCAGCAGCAGCAGCACCAGCGAGUCGAGGUGGUGGAACCGGAAAGUGAUGGCCAUUCGUCCGAGAGUCCGCUCGAAGAGGAAAUCAAUCCGCUGACGUACGGUUCGAAAAAGCGUACCGGACAGGCCACCAAUCUGACCGUGGAGUACGCCGAAACUGAAGCAUUUCCGUUGAGCGAUAACGCUGGGGGAAAUAAGAAAAAGGAUAACAAGCAGCAGCAGGGUGGUAAGAAAAACAAGCAGAAAGCAGCUGGAGGCAUUCUGGUGAACAAAUCAGAACCAGUUCUCGUGAAGCCAGUAGAAACCGUACCGGAGAUGAACCAUUUCGCCGAAAUUCACCCGAAAGACGCACUGGAAAUCGCACGCCAACAGAAACACGAGGACGAUACGAAGGCUGGCAAGAAUCAGACACCGAAAGAGCAACGUCAGCAAAAUAAAGGCAAAAAGGAUCAUCAGUCCAAGCAGUCUCCCAAGACUAAUGCUCCCGCUCACGUGGCUGAGCAGCAACAUAACCAGCAUCAUCAGCAACAACACCAUGCCGCUCCACAAGUUGCUGCGGAACCGAAGAAGCAGCCACACGCUGAUAACAAACCGAACGCUGCCGUUUCGGCCCAGAAGGACAAAUCGAGCAAGAGGAAGAAAAACGAACUAAUCACACAGGAGCUGGCGGUCGAAAUGGCGGAUGCGGCCAACGUCCACUCGCUGGUCAACAUCCUGAACAAGGCGGACCUGCCGCGCAACGAUAUCCAAAUUCUGAUCGACUUUCUGCUGAACAAACAGCAGGACACGCUGGCCAAGGAUCCGUCCGAGUGGAACGAUCCGUCCGAUCCGCUGCAGAAGCUGAAGAAGCAGCUGCAGGAAAAGGAAGCGGCACUGCUCGAGGAGCAGAAGGCGGCCGCCGGACUGCACGCCAAGCUGAAGGAACUGCGCCAGGAGCUGAACGGGGAGAAGGUGCAGGCUGGCGCUGUGCUGAAGGGCUACGUCGAGGAGCUAAACAACAAGAAGCAGGAGAUCCACCAUCUGACGCAGGAGCUGGGCUCGGUCAAGGACAAGCUGGCAAACGACAAGCAGGCAAUGUCCAUACAGUUCCAGCAGCUGCAGGCAAAGUACAUCCAGCUGUCCAAAGAGCACGCCUCGAUGCAGGAUCAUGGCGCAACGAUUGCGCAGCUGAACAAUGACCUGCAGCUGCUGCAGCAGGAGCUGAUGGCCAAGAGCCAGCUGUUGAACGAAAAGCUACAGUCCGAGGAGGAAAUGAUGAAGAAAAAGACUGAGUACGAAAUUUUGUUACACAACAAUGAUGAGCUCAUGAGACAGCGUGUACAGGAACUAACUGCCUACGAGAACGAUCUGCGUCAGCUGCGGCUGGAGCUGAGCCAGAAGGAUGAGCUGAGCCAGACCUGCCAACAGCAGAGCUACGAAAUCGAGCAGCUAAAGGCGGAACUGCAGGCGAAACAGAAGCAGGCAGUGGCGGCAGCUUCGGCUGCGGCCGCCGCCGCCCACGCCACCAGCCAGGCGGACGAAAGUAAUCGCGUGGAAAUGCGCAACCUCCAGAAUGCCUUAGACUCUACGAAAUCGAAGCUCGAGGUGUACCGGAACGAGCUGGUCGAGUGCAAGAGCCUGAUGACCGACUACAAACAGCAGACGAACGAGCUGAAGGCGAAGGAGGAACAGUUGCAGAAGCAGCUCGAGGAGCAACGGCAAAAGAAUGAUAAUUUGCGAACGAAAAACUGGAAGUUGGUGGAGGCACUGCAAGAUGCCGAACGCCGACGAGGAACACAGACGACACCGGCCGGCGGAGCGGUGGGGACAACGAAUCCCGAGAAAGUUGAGCAGCAGCAAAAGCUGAUCAACAGCAGCGCAGAGAAGGUGGACAUCGGCAAGGUGGUGCUGGAGGAGCAGAACCGUACGAAGGACCUGCUCGUGCAGCUGCUGCAGCCGAUCGGUGUGGUGUCGGCGCUGCCCGUCGAUGCCACCGACUUCCAGAGCUGGCUCGAGGCGACGGUCGGUUGCAUCAAGGAGCAGUACGAGAAGCGAACGGCGCACCCCACCACUAAUAGCACCGCAAACAGCAGCAGUAGUACGAACAGCAGCCACCCGGAGCAAAGCUCGGGCACUGCCAACAGCAGCAGCAGCAGCAGCAGCAACAGUGACAGCAGUAGGCUUAACAGUAGCAGCAAUAUAAUCGCUAAUAAUAAUCUUAAUACCAGUAACAGCGUGAACAGUAGUUUACACGCAAAUAGCAACGACGGUGGUGCGGUCGUGAUUACGAACAAGAACGGUGCGAGCGGCGGCGACAGCGGAUCCGACGACGAUCAGCAGUCGAUCGCACUGCGGUACGAGCAGCUGCAGCAAACCGUAGAUCAGUAUAAGUCUAUCAUAGCCGAUACGGAAAACAUGCUGAAAAACCUCGAAGCGAAGGUAACCGAGCAGGACAACCACUGGCGUACGGUGGUGCAAGCGAAGGAUAAGGAGCUCAACCUGCUCAAGUCUGCCGGUGCUGUUGGACAGUAAAACCACCCCCCCCCCCCCUCCCCAGCGCCGCGAACAUUUCGCGAUUUCUUUUGAGCAGUGUCGUGCAGGAACAAAGACACACACCCACACACACACACACGGGAUGGAAGAAGAGAAGCGAAGGAAUGUAAGAGAAGGAACGGAGGUCCGUCGUCAGUCAGCAAAACGUGAGAAGCCACGAGAAAACGUGCGGGAACUGAUGCGGCUUGGGAAAACCGAAACCCAGAAAGAAGAAGAAGAAGAAGAAGUGGAAACCAUGAGGGAGAAACCAAAUUCAAUCAUUAGACAAAAAUCAGUUAGAAAGUGCACUACACCGACGCCAGGUUCUGAAGCGAGAUUGAACGAGUGAUGGAAAUGGGAUUCGAUCGCCGUGUCGUGUCGUCGCCCAUGGGAGACGACGGUACAUUGCAAAUUAAGUAGCCCGGGGGGGGAGGAGCCCUCUACUAAAUAUAUUUAUAUUUAUAUAUGUAUGCAACCAUCACACACACACACGCGCACAUGCUCGCCUGCAUACCUGUGUCUCCUUUUCGUUCGCAUACUGUUUUGUUGAAGGUGAAUCGGUGCUGACUCAACUAAAAAGGAAUUCAAUUCAUGCCACAUGUGUGUGUGUAUGGGGGCAUCCAUGUGCGCUCCUACAUUCUACAGUGCGGUUACAUUUUAUAAUUGUAUUUUUCGAUAAAAAGUCCACCGUUGUCGUGUGUGGUGGCCACCUGGAAUAGGUAAAAUGAUAAUGUUGAAAAUAGCUAGAGAACAGCAAAAGAAGGAGGACUCACAUAGUCCCUCCCGGGGGGGCGGGUGCAUUUAUUUAAACGCCAGCCAUGUGUUUUUCCCGUUUCCCGUCAAACUCCAGAUGUCCAGAUCCAAAUCAGGUCAUACAUCUCCUUGGAAACGGUUUCAGUGCAAUCGUCGCUAGAUCGUCUGAGUGACAGAUGAUGAGCUUUGUUUUUCUUUGCGGCACACCGUUCUGUGACAGCUCUCCUCGUCGCUGUAUUGUGUGUGCGUGCACGCGCGCGCUCGCGCGCCUGUGUGCGUAUUAUAUUCAUACGUCCUACAUUGAUAUCUGUGGCCAAUAGAUGUUUUACAAUUGUUUUGGGACAGUUGUGCAAAACGGGUUGCAAAAGGCAAAAAAAGAAAGAAAGAGAAGACAAGCAUACAAAUUUAAAACUUGAUAGUGUGUGUGUGCUGGUGUGCGUGCAAGACAGGGCGGCGAAUGUAAGCGAUCCGUGGACAAGUUUUAAGAUAAUUCCUUCCUUCCCACGCCUUAAUAAUAAAUUAUUUGAAGAAAGUGCUCGGAUUCAACUACACACACACACACACAAACGGCAUGUAUUAAAGCGCACAAAUACAUACGAAGGCAUUUAUCGUUCUGUUACGGUGCGGGUGCUGCUGCUGCUGAUUGUGAUCCUUGGUUACACACUUAGCGAACUUACAAAUUCUCAAUUCCGUGUCGCCGGUCCGGAUUCGUAAUCCUCGCCACUCUCCUCUCCGCACGUUCGAAGGGCUGCACGAAUCUGCAACGAAUCGGCGGGAUAGAAGCGGUGGUGAAUAUACAUAAGGUGGGAACUUGGUAACGCGAAUCCUCCCUAGUAUGGAUCGCUUGUGCAAGAGUGUAAUGAGUUAGGAGGUCCGUACUCGAUAAGUUUAUUAAACACGCAACUAGGAGAUGGCAGUGGGUGGAAGAGGGUGGGAGAGUGAAGUACAUUACGCAUAUUUUGUUUAUCUUUUUUUUUUUGCUGUUCUGUCUCACGACGGGCUAUUAUUAUUAUUAUUAUUAGGACAGAGGAGAGAGUAUAAGCAAAGGGGGAAAGUGAAGCGAAAAUAGUAAAAGAAAGUAUGUGAAUAGAUGCAUAGUAAAAUGAAACACUAGAAACGAAGAGAUAACAAACAAACAAACAAACAAACAAAACCAGUAACACAGAUAAUCUAUCGAAGAAAAGUUUGAAAUCUGAUAGAAAUUAAAAGAAAAAAAAAACACAGAGGAUGAAGCAAGAAAAAAAACAAAGGAAGAGAUGUAGAAGAAACCCAACUAAACAAAAAAAAAACCAGCAAUAUUUAUGUAUAACUUUAUUUUAUUUUUCAUUACCCAUUGGAUGUUCAUAAUCAAGCAGUUCUCUCUGUCGGCGUGUUGUACUUUCCGUUCCGUUUUAUUCUGUCCACUUACUUUACACCAGUAAUACGGAACCGGAACCGGGAAUCGACACCAUGGGGAAGACACACACACACAGAACACAGGGAGAAACAGAAUGCUACCCCCCCCCCUCCCCCCUCAAUCUCUUUCCAUCUGUAUCGAAGAGGUCCAUGCUUCCACACGUUUAAGAUUAAAUUAAGUAUACCACGAUAUGCGGGCGAGUGUGGUGGUUUUUGGAGGUUGGAAUGAAGCAACCAUGUACUACAGAAGAACUUCCCACACACACACACACACACACAAACAACAUAAGUAAGGGCUCAUGGGGCAGAGACAGAGGAAGAAGAGCAGCGGCGCCAAUGGUAAUGCGUUUGCAAAAAGGGGUCCCAUUUCCUGCAUAGAAGAAGAAGAAGGGGGUGGUGGUGGGAGGGUAACCGAAACGAAGGGAAAAAUUGCGAUUGCGAUGAACGCAGAGAGACACGACGCAACAUGUAAACGAUGGAUCGAUUUGGAAUAAACGCAGAACAAUAUAUAUAUAUGGCCCAAGAA
Messenger RNA from Anopheles stephensi (Asian malaria mosquito), 6269 nucleotides. RefSeq names its product myosin-J heavy chain (gene alt). Bases 824 to 3595 code for a protein of 923 amino acids. The transcript has 9 exons. Gene Ontology annotation, cellular component: endoplasmic reticulum membrane. The record is from RefSeq and is a predicted model, not a curated record. Lineage: Eukaryota; Metazoa; Arthropoda; Insecta; Diptera; Culicidae.